Molecule: messenger RNA, 1296 nt
Organism: Uncinocarpus reesii 1704
Lineage: Eukaryota; Fungi; Ascomycota; Eurotiomycetes; Onygenales; Onygenaceae
Product: PvdZ protein
Exons: 2
Coding region: 1-1296 (431 amino acids)
Biological process (GO): siderophore biosynthetic process
Source: RefSeq, a predicted model, not a curated record
AUGGCUUCAAAUGCUGGAUCUAUUUGCUCUCGCCCCGUGGUCUUUCUCCCGGAGCCCUACAAUGCCAUCUAUGAAAUCCACGAGAUCUCGCCGGCGGGCUCAGUGGUGAAAACAUACCGCCUUCGACUGGCCUCAGAUUCGAAACCAGAGAAUCUCAUUUCAGAGCCCCUUCAUCAUGACACCCUUGAGUUUACUGCUUUCUACCACCCGGAACCGGAGUCGGUUCCAGAAGGGAAUAAUUCACCGUGGGCUCGAGCGAAGCGUAGCCCAUUAUCAUUGAUGCAAUGGGACGGCCAUGCACCUACGGUAGGACAAGCCUGGACUGUCAUCUACACCGCUUUCACACUUCGACCUGAUCUUGAAGUCUUCCGGCUCAAACUCUCCGGACCAGAUACCCCGGCGGUGGCUGGGCAGCUGCAAGCAGUCGGUUUGGCCAUAUUUCAUCCGCCACCAUCUGCUCCUCCAGGACAACCAACCCCACUUUCGCAUAACCAUAAAGACCUGCUUGUCAUUCCAAGGAGCACAUUCUGGCAAGGGGCCGGAUCUCCCUUUGGACCAAGACCGCUAUGGGUUAUCGGCUCUAGGAAUCGUAUUCUGGCGGGCUCUGCAUAUCCCAAUGUCCCCUUGGAAUAUACCCUCACGACCAAGUUUCCUGGCGUGCGAGUUCACGCACGUCAUCCUGUCAGACCGCUAAAGCCAAUCCCUGGGUCAACGAUAUACAGUCGGUAUAUUCCCCAUUUAAAGGAAACUUUCUCCAUGGUUGCUCUUGACUGGCAGAAUGAGGAACACGUGAAGUAUUUCCAUGUUUGGCAAAACGAACCGCGCGUUGCACAAAGUUGGAAUGAGACGGGCACCUUGGAACAGCAUCGAGAGUAUCUUCGAAAGGUGCAUCAUGACCAGCACCAAUUUUCUGUUUUGGGAAAGUUUGACGAGAAUUACUUUGCUUAUUUUGAGAUUUACUGGGCAAAGGAGGACCAUAUCGGAGCCUAUUAUGAUGCUGGAGACUACGACCGCGGCCGUCAUUUCCUAGUUGGAGAGGCCAGAUUCCGCGGCCCGCACCGAGUCAAGGCAUGGCAUACCAGCUUGACACACUACAUGUUCCUUGACGAACCUCGCACCAACCUGGUGGUCGCUGAGCCUCGAGCGUCAGGGACCAAGGUCCUCGGGUAUGACCAGGCAAAUGGCUACUACAUCGACAAAUGGAUCGAUCUACCCCAUAAGCGUGCUGCAUUGGUCAAGUGCACGCGAGAGAGGUUCUUCCAACUCUGUCCGUUUGAAUAUGAGAGCUCUACGUAG